Molecule: messenger RNA, 1501 nt
Organism: Arvicola amphibius (Eurasian water vole)
Lineage: Eukaryota; Metazoa; Chordata; Mammalia; Rodentia; Cricetidae
Gene: Rbm45
Product: RNA binding motif protein 45
Molecular function (GO): RNA binding
Source: RefSeq, a predicted model, not a curated record
CUGGUGGGCGAGCGGGCGGACCGAGCCGGCGGACCGAGCCGACCAGGCUUCCUCUCCUACGUGGGGCACCAUGGACGACGCCAGCAGCUCCGGGGGCAGCGGAAGCUUCCGCCCCGGCGUGGACAGCCUGGACGAGCCGCCCAACAGCCGCAUCUUCCUAGUGAUCAGCAAGUACACGCCCGAGUCGGUGCUGCGGGAGCGCUUCUCUCCCUUCGGAGACAUCCAGGACAUCUGGGUGGUGCGCGACAAACACACCAAGGAGUCCAAGGGCGUCGCAUUCAUCAAGUUCGCCCGCAGCUCACAGGCCUGCCGGGCUAUGGAGGAGAUGCACGGGCAGUGCCUUGGCCCCUACAAAACCAAGCCCAUCAAGGUUUUCAUUGCUCAGUCCCGAUCGUCAGGAAGUCACAGAGAUGUGGAAGAUGAAGAACUCACAAGAAUCUUUGUUAUGAUACCAAAGUCCUAUACAGAAGAAGACCUGCGGGAAAAAUUUAAGGUGUAUGGUGAUAUCGAGUACUGCAGCAUAAUUAAGAAUAAAGUCACUGGAGAAAGCAAAGGUCUGGGCUACGUGCGGUAUUUAAAGCCAUCACAAGCUGCCCAAGCAAUAGAAAACUGUGAUAAAAGUUUCAGAGCGCUCUUGGCUGAACCUAAAAAUAAAAUAUCCGAGUCCUCAGAGCAAGAUUAUUACAGUAGCAUGAGGCAGGAGGCUCUGGGCCAUGAACCAAGAGUAAACCUGUUUCCCUUCGUUGGAGAGCAGCAGUCUGAGUUUUCGAGCUUUGACAAGAGCGACCGAGGCCAGGACGCCGUCUCUAAGCGCCUGUCGGUCGUGUCGCGCGUGCCCUUCACAGAGGAGCAGCUCUUCAGCAUCUUCGACAUAGUCCCGGGCCUGGAGUACUGCGAGGUUCAGCGAGACCCUUACUCAAAUUAUGGUCAUGGUGUGGUUCAGUAUUUUAAUGUAGCAUCUGCUAUUUAUGCAAAAUAUAAAUUGCACGGAUUCCAGUACCCCCCUGGGAAUCGGCUAGGGGUCUCCUUCCUGGAUGACGGAAGUAAUGCGGCAGAUCUCAUCAGGAAAAUGGCCACCCAGAUGGUGACGUCACAGCUCGCGUCAAUGGUGUGGAGUGACCCAAGUCAGCAGCAGCUCCUGCAGUUUGGAGGAAGUUCUGGGUCACAGUUGCCGAAAUCCAGGACAGAUGUUGCACUUCCGUCGUGCAAAAAGAAAGCCCCUCCCGAAAUGCCCGUGAAAGAGAGACUUUUUAUCGUGUUUAAUCCUCAUCCUUUGCCAUUAGAUGUGUUGGAGGAUAUAUUCUGCCGUUUCGGUAACCUGAUCGACAGUUUACCUUGUGUCAGGAAAAACGUGGGCUACGUAAAGUACGCAGAUAGGAUAAGUGCCAAUGACGCAAACACCCUGCAGCGGAAGAUUCUGAACGGGGUCAGACUGAAAGUCAUGCUGGCGGAUUCCCCACGGGAAGAAUCCAAAAAGAGGCAGAGAACUUACUGAGUCUUG